Molecule: messenger RNA, 2177 nt
Organism: Daphnia pulex (common water flea)
Lineage: Eukaryota; Metazoa; Arthropoda; Branchiopoda; Diplostraca; Daphniidae
Exons: 7
Coding region: 173-1798 (541 amino acids)
Molecular function (GO): sequence-specific DNA binding
Source: RefSeq, a predicted model, not a curated record
AAAAACAACAUUUCAACUGCCUUCAAUUCAAUACACACCAAAACCAAAAGCAUUGAAUUCACAUCCUUUGAAAAGAUGAAUAUUGUUUCAGUUGUUCUGUUAUUCACCCGUUUAUUUAUUUUAUAAAACAGAGUAAAGUUUCAGUAAAAAACAGCGCUACUUUUGGGUCAAAAUGACAAGAGUACGGUGUUUCGUUCGUGCAUGUAACAAUGCAUCUUACAAGAAAGAUUCAAAUUGUUCUUUUCACGAUUUUCCGUCAGAUAAAAAGCUCAAGGAAAAGUGGUUAGCAGAAAUAAUGAAAUACGAAAAGUCAUGUGGUUGGUCGGAAUGGCUGCGUAAGACAACAGCACAUUCAAAAAUUUGUAGCGAUCAUUUUGAACCACAAUGCUUCCUAGAUUUUAGUAAAUUGAAAAAACUUAACCCCACAGCAGUGCCAACCGUUUUCUCAUCACCAUUUCAAUCUGCUGAAAGUGUUAAAAACAGUGGAACAUCUGCUGUCAACAGCCAUUUUUUGGAAGAACAGAGGAGAGUGGAAAUUUUUGGAAGUGAUCACACUUAUGGCCGAACAGUAAUUCAACCCGUCCAACAACCAAAUGAACUCCAGCCAAUUGAAGUUGUACUACUCGAAGACAGUUUGACAAAUCAUACCCAGGAAGAUGAUUGGAUUCCCUUAGCAAGAGCAAGAACGGAUACACGUUCAAUGACACCACCAAUAAGAGCGCCGUAUGAUUUAACUGGAAGGAUGGUAGAAGAACCGGAAAAAACUUUACCUGUGAACAGAAUUUCCGCUUCAGAACCAACCGUCACAUUACCUACUGCUGUCACAUCUAGCGAUCAAGGACGUGUACUCGUAACAUGUGGCCAAACAGCAAUUCAAGCUUACAUUGCUCAGCAACAAAAAGAAAUUCGGACAAUCCUAUCAACAUCCGGAGGCAGUGUGACGAAAGGUGGUGGAAUUCCCAUUAAAAGAGCAAGAAUUGACACAGCUUCAGUCACACGACCAAGAGCGCCGUAUGAUUUAACUGGAAGAAUGGUAGAAGAACCGGAAAAAACUUUAGCUGUGAAUAGAAUUUCCGCUUCUAAACCAGCCGUCACAUUACCUACUCCUACUACAUCUAGCAAUCAAGGACUUUUACCAAAUGACCGAACAGAAAUGUCAAUCCUACCAAAAUGCGGAGGCAGUGUGACGAAUCGGGGAAGUGGUGGAAUUCCCAUUCAAAGAGCAAAAAUUGACACAGCUUCAGUCCCACGACGAAUAGCACCGUAUGAUUUAACUGCAAGAAUGGUAGAAGAACCUGAAAAAACUUUAGCUGUGAACGGAAUUUCCGGUUUUCAACCAGCCCCCGCAACAUUACCUAUUCCUUCUCCAGCUAGCAAUCAGGAUUUCGUAAUCUUAUUUACUCCUCAGCCUACGAUUCCGGCCGCUCUUCCCGUUCAAAAUACUAACUACUAUCUAGUGCCAACUCCUGUGGCUUCAUCAGUCGUCGCCAGCAAGACAGUAACAGGAAUCUCUGAUAAUCAGCAAAAUCAGCAACAACGCGUUGAACCCAAUCCUGGAACUUGCAAACCGAAAAAAAAUAAAGAAGUGACGCAGAAAGCAAUCAAAAAGCGUAACGCUGCCUAUGAGAAACAAAGACAAAUGGUGAGGAAACUGAAGCGUAGGGUAGAGCAAAUGGAAAGAACGUAUGACAAGCUUCUGAAUACCGUGGGAUUUGCAUUAUACGAGCGAAGCCAAAAGGACAUUCGAGUCAAACGAAUGUUUCGUUCCAUCGAACGAAGCGAUGCUUUCAGGAGAUGAUAACGAAGAGGACCAUCCCGCUUUUCUCAUCGAUCAGAUACUGAACUUUAAUGCUAAAACUGCAGUCAAUGUCAAAUACAGUCAAGCGACUAUGCGAAGUGCGACGACCUUGAGCGCGAAAAGUUCUUCAACUUAUGAUUUUAUCCGCAAUCAGGGUGUUCUCAUUCUUCCUUCGCGUAACACGCUCGUCCAGCGUAUGAAAAAAGCGUCCGCCAAAGAAGAUGUUGUUGAGCAAGAAACCGACGCACUAGAAGGCCUUCUCACCUUGCACACGUCCGAUUGAUGGCCUCUUUGUGAUCAUCGGAGCUGUUUGAAAUGUAAUUAGUGAAGCGCUCAACUAAACCGGAAACAAUUCAGAAAUAAAUGUCUUUCACAGGUA